AUGGAGAACAUAUCGAUGACAUUGCUCUCAAAUUCAUCCAGGAGACCAGAGUGGUUCAAUGGAUCAAUGCCCCAGAUCAUCCCAAACUUCUACCUGGCUUUACCCAUCAUCUAUUCCAUAAUCUGUGCAGUUGGACUAACUGGAAAUACUGCUGUGAUUUACGUCAUUCUCAAGGCACCAAAAAUGAAGUCUGUGACCAAUAUGUUUAUCCUGAACUUGGCUAUUGCAGAUGAACUAUUCACAUUGGUAUUACCAAUUAAUAUUGUUGAUUACUUGCUCCUACAGUGGCCCUUUGGAGAGUUUAUGUGUAAGCUGAUUAUUUCCAUUGACGAGUACAAUACUUUCUCCAGCUUAUAUUUUUUAACAGUUAUGAGUAUUGAUAGAUAUCUUGUGGUUGUUGCAACAGUGGAGUCCAAAAAACUAACCUUCCGUACGUACAGAGCCGCACAAAUUGUAAGCCUAUGUGUCUGGAUUUUUGUUACUAUCAUAAUAUUGCCUUUUAUUAUUUUCGCCAAGAUUCAUAAAGACCAGGGUCGUUUACAAUGUGUCUUUGUGUUCCCCAACCCAGAGAGCAUGUGGUGGCAAAUGAGUCGAAUCUAUACUCUGAUAAUGGGGUUUGCCAUACCUGUGUCUACUAUAUGCAUACUCUAUACCAUGAUGCUUUACAAGCUAAGAAAAAUGCGUUUAAACACACAUGCAAAAGCUUUAGACAAAGCUAAGAAGAAGGUGACUUUUAUGGUUGUGAUAAUUCUUGCUGUGUGUCUGUUUUGCUGGACUCCGUAUCAUCUCAGCACGGUUGUGGCUCUAACCACAGACAUCCCCCAGACUCCCUUAGUUAUUGGAAUUUCUUUAUUUAUUACCAGUUUGAGUUAUGCAAACAGUUGCCUCAAUCCAUUUCUAUAUGCAUUUUUAGAUGAUAAUUUUAGAAAGAGCUUUAGAAAAUUAGUAGAGUGCAGAUCAUCCCCCUGAAGAACAAACUCACCCUGAGUCUGUUCAUUAUAAAUUUAAAUGAAGUGGAAUAAAUAUGAUGUCUGCUUAUGUUAGCACCACAAAAUUACAUCAUAAUAUGUUUCAUUUAUGUGACCAAAUACGAAUGUAACUCAUGUAGUCUCUCAUGUAUGAAGGGGCACAGUCAUCUCAUAAUUUUAAUGAUAUGCUUUUAAAUUAAAUGGUUAUGUCAUGAUUGAGAUCUAAUGCAAAACUGUCAUUUUCUAAAGCUGUAUUAUCAUAAAUCAGACUCUGAUUAUGGGACUAUGGGGCUUAACUAAAUAUUGCACAACAUAUUUCUUAUUGUUGAUAAUUUAACAUUCUAUUAAACGGGCUGUUAAUAAAUGCAUUGAAUGGUG
Molecule: messenger RNA, 1346 nt
Organism: Pelobates cultripes (western spadefoot toad)
Lineage: Eukaryota; Metazoa; Chordata; Amphibia; Anura; Pelobatidae
Source: the annotation of a GenBank genome assembly